UGCGCGCCGCUCGGCGCCAGCCUGGCCGCCUUCUACGGGCGCUUCCGGGCCGAGGCGGCGGCCGGCGGGGCGCAGCGCCUCGAGAUCGUCUUCGUGUCGGCCGAGCAGGAGCAGCCGCAGUGGCAGGAGGCGCUGCGGGCCAUGCCCUGGCUCGCGCUGCCCUUCGCCGACAAGCACCGCAAGCUAAAACUGUGGAACAAGUACAGAGUCUCCAACAUUCCCUCGCUGAUAUUUAUAGAUGCCGCCACCGGGAAGGUUGUGUGCAGAAAUGGCCUCUUGGUAAUCCGAGAUGACCCAGAAGGUCUGGAAUUCCCCUGGGGGCCAAAACCCUUCAGCGAAGUUGUGGCAGGGCCUCUGCUCAGAAACAAUGGCCAGUCAGUGGAUAGCGCCACCCUGGAGGGCUCUCAUGUGGGGGUCUAUUUCUCAGCACACUGGUGCCCGCCCUGUCGAAGCCUCACCAGGGUCCUGGUGGAGUCUUACCGGAAAAUCAAGGAGGCGGGUCAGAAAUUCGAGAUAGUCUUCGUUAGCGCAGACAGGUCAGAGGACUCUUUCAAGCAGUACUUCAGUGAGAUGCCCUGGCUGGCCGUCCCCUACUCCGAUGAAGCCCGAAGAUCACGCCUCAAUCGGCUGUACGGCAUCCAAGGCAUCCCGACCCUCAUUGUCCUGGACCCUAAAGGCGAGGUGAUCACGCGGCAGGGGCGAGUGGAGGUGCUGAAUGACACUGAAUGCCGGGAGUUCCCGUGGCACCCCAAGCCCGUCCUGGAGCUGACAGACUCCAACGCCGUGCAGCUGAACGAGGGCCCCUGCCUCGUCCUCUUUGUAGAUUCGGAGGAUGACGGUGAGUCCGAGGCGGCCAAGCAGCUGAUCCAGCCCAUCGCCGAGAAGAUCAUCGCUAAGUACAAAGCCAAAGACGAGGAGGCGCCACUGCUGUUCUUCGUGGCAGGCGAGGACGACAUGACCGACUCCCUGCGGGAUUACACCAACCUGCCGGAGGCGGCCCCCCUGCUCACCAUCCUGGACAUGUCAGCCAGAGCCAAGUAUGUGAUGGACGUCGAGGAGAUCACGCCCGAGAUUGUGGAAGCCUUUGUGAGCGACUUUCUAGCGGACAAGCUCAAGCCCGAGCCCAUCUAGGCGGGCGCCCGUGGACCUUGUUUAAAGCAGGGCUCUCCCCUCCGCUCGCGGGACCUCCCAGCACCCUUGCGUGCAGCCCAGUAUCCAACCUCCUUGUGGUGCCUUGUUUUCUGCAGUGAACCCUUCUCCCGAGCAAACUCCUCGAGAUGCACUUUCAGCAGGGAGUCACCGGCGUUCGGAGGCUUCGCUCGUGCUUCAUGGUGAUAUAUUCUCUUGUAGCCUGGCCAGAACUGUUACUGUCCCUGUACUCUGUAUCUGGCACUAGCUAGCAGGCAGAUCUUCUUUGCAUGGUGUUCUUCCCAGCAUAGGCAUCUGGCAGUGGACGGGGUUCUCGGGCCUCUGAUACCUCCUCCUCUCCUCCCCGUCUCCCGCCCUGCCCCACACAGACUGUUCCGAAGAAGCAAUAAGGAAAUGUUCCCACCCCCAGCCAUCCUCCUGGCUCCGGCCGUGUCGCAGGCCAAGCACUGACAUCCUUGGCACGUGUGGCAGUGGCCGGGAUGCUGCAACCCCUGCCCUCCUCCUGGUGAGAACUCCUGUGUCCAGGCUGUUUUCUCUGCCCCCCAGACAUGCAAGUCGGAGGGAAUCCCACCCCAACCUUCCCCCCAGCCAUGCAGAGAAACAGCACAGGGCUGCUCAGACCUCUCCCACCCCUCCCUUCUCGUCUCCCACCUCCUUUUUUCUUCCAUGUUCUCCCACUCUCUCCUUUGUGCCCUCCUCUCUCUGGUAUGAAAUGUCCUCCCCUGUACGUAGCUGAUUGAACCAUUUUUUGUAGCUGUGUCCCAAAUCCAACCUUAAUGGUGCUGUUCUUUGACCCCUACCCCACCCGGGCAGCACAGCUGAGCCCCCGGAAAAGUGACGUUGUAAAAACUGUACAUGGUGAUUGGCCCUUUGUAAUAAAACCCACGUCCGACCC
This is a messenger RNA of Gavialis gangeticus (Gharial), 2044 nucleotides long. RefSeq names its product nucleoredoxin (gene NXN). The record is from RefSeq and is a predicted model, not a curated record. The transcript is spliced from 8 exons. The annotation marks the transcript as partial. Gene Ontology annotation, molecular function: thioredoxin-disulfide reductase (NADPH) activity. Lineage: Eukaryota; Metazoa; Chordata; Crocodylia; Gavialidae.